Aureococcus anophagefferens is the source of this 2046-nucleotide messenger RNA. RefSeq names its product expressed protein. The transcript has a single exon. The record is from RefSeq and is a predicted model, not a curated record. The annotation marks the transcript as partial. NCBI's taxonomy places the organism in Eukaryota, Pelagophyceae, Pelagomonadales, Pelagomonadaceae.
AUGGCCGCGCCGUUGGUCAUCGAGGUCGUGCGGGCGACGGGCCUGCCGCUGCGCGACGGCGACGGCGAGAAGAAGCGGUCGCCCUACCUGAAGCUGCACCUCGAGCCGGCGUCGGCGCUCGCCGCCGCCGCCCCGACGCCGGCGCCGCAGCGCGCGGCGUCGACGGAGUGCUGGGACGAGGACGCGCCGGCGCCGCCCCCCGCGGCCGCGCCCGAGCCCGCGCCGGCGGGCGGCGGGAGCCGCUGGUCGCGCGCCAAGGCCGCGGCGUCGAAAGCGCGCGCGUCCGCGGCGGCGUCCGCGACGAAGCUCGCGGCGCGCGCGUCCUCCAAGCUCGACGAGGCGCGCAAGAACUACGAGGAGCACCAGCAGCCCCCGCCGCCGCCCGGGUCGACGCCGGAGAAGGCCGUGAGCGGCCGGCCCAACGCGUCCGCGCCGGUCUGGCGCGCGUGGGCCCGCGUCGCGGAAGCGGCGGCACCCGGCGACGUCCUGAGCUGCGCGCUCUUCGACGCGACGGUCAUGACCAUGUCGCACUACCUCGGCGAGUGCCGGGUGGCCGUCGGCGACCUGGCGGCGGACGCGAGGCCGUUCCCGGUCGACCUCGCGCACGCGAAGCACCGGAGCGGCGGUUUGCCCUGCGCCCUCUGGCUCCGCCGCGCGCCCCUGCCGGCGGCCCUGGGCCGGCGGAGCGUGGGCUGCCUCGUGCUCCGCCACGGCGAGUCGUGCUGGAACGAGGCCCAGGCGGGCGGCGACUACGCGGCGAUGGUGAUGAACCGCGACCACGCGCUGACGCCCGCGGGCGUGCGCCAGGCCGCGCGGCUCAACGCGACGUGGAAGCGCGCCUGGGCGGCGAGUUUAGGCGGCGUCGCGUUCCGGGACGCGGAGUUGAGCGUCGCCGCGGACGAGAUGCCGCCCGUCCCGCUCGGCCCCGUGCGGUCGGGCGUCGGCGCGCGCGAGCCCGAGGACGACGGCCGGGCGCGGUCCGACGCGUCCCUGGGGCUCGACGCCGACGACGACGAGGCGCUGGGGCUGCUCCUGCGCGCGGACGGCGUCUGGUCCUCGCCGCUGACGCGCGCGGUGCAGACGGCGCUCGUCGGUUUGCACGGCCACCCGGCGCUCGACGUGCUGGAGCUCCACGCGACGGCGCGGGAGAUCAAGGGCAUGGGGGGCCUGGACUGCGUCGGGCUCGAGGUCGGCGCCGCGAACAUCGGCGAGCGCGUGGAGCGCAAGCUCGCGGCCGCGCUCGUCGCCGGCGCGGACGACGAGGCGGGCGUCACGAGCCCCGUCGCCAAGGAGGCGGCCGUGCUCGGCGCCGCGUCCCACGCCGCGGCCGCGGUCUGCGCGCCGAAACUCGUGUCGCGGGACUGCGACGCCCAGUGGUGGGUCGGCGGCUCGGACUACGAGACCGGCCCCGAAGUCGCGCUCCGCUACGGCGAGUUCUGCCGCGAGCUCCAGUACGAGUCGCUCUGCGGCGGGCGGCGCAAGCCCGUUAUCGUCGGCCACAGCAUGUUCAUCCGGGGCCUCUUCGAGCGCUUCCUGUCGGACAACGUCCGCGAGAAGCAGCCCGCGGCCGCGGCGGCGCUCGCGACGCGCAAGCUCCGGAACUGCGGCCUCGCGUACGUCGAGUUCGUCUUCGACGACGCGCACGACGCGCCGCCGGUCAUCGCCGACGUGCGGCUGUUGUUCGGGAGCCGGCUCGAGGCGCCGAAGAAGGACGCGGAGCCGCGGAGAAAGGACAACGACGAGUCGAAGCGGACGGUCGCGGACGCCAAGGCCAAGGCCGCGAAGCUCGCGGAGCAGACCAAGGCGAAGACGAAGCUCUUCGCCAGCAAGGCCCGGGCGUCGGCGCUGAAGCUCAAGGCGUCGCUGGGCAAGAAGGCCGGGGACUCGUCGCCGCCGCCCCCGGAGCCCCCGUCGACGCCGAGCCCGCCGCCGCCGGACGCCGCCGGCGGCCUCGACGACGACGACGACGACGAGCUGAGUUAUCGCGGACCGCCGUCGGCGCCCCCGCCGCCGCCGGACGGCGGCGCCUAAUUUUGUUGGCGUUUC